AUGAGUGGUCAACAAUUUUAUGAUUUCUUCAAUCCAGACAAGGCACCUGAUUGUCUCCACACCCUGAGUGUUUUCAGAGGGUGCAGUAGCCAAUCAGACGAUUGGACAUACGAAAUAUGAUUUGAUUCAAUAAACAAGCCAGAUAGUACAGUAACCAUCUAUGAUAAGGUGACAAUGAAACAGACAAGUUAUUUAGCUUCUCCAACAGAAGCCUCAGAGUUGACUAAAUUUUGCCAACAGAGGACCAAGAUCAAACCUGAUUCAGUAAAGAAAUCUAUCUUAAGGAGCAUGAAGAGAUUCUAUGCAACUUUGUUCAAAAGAAACAACACGCACAUUCUUAGAAAGAGGUACUCUAAUUGUACUACAAAUCAGCUGCAUGAAGGCCUACGUAAUACUCUUGAAUUAGUUAUCCCUCAGCAUUUAGUGGAUGAUAACCUCAUCUACUUCACUAUGGGAAUCAUCAACUUGAGAAAAGUAUCGAAAUUACCUUGAAGCUCAGAGAUUAAAACUGAAAUUUUGAACUUCCUGGAACCAACUAGAGUUUUUUCACACACAAAAUUACAAAAAGCGUUACAAUCGGUUAGCUUCAGAAUACUUUGAAAAUAUUUUAUCAGAAACUGAAAUGACCCGAAGACUUCUUUCUUGAUCGAAGCCUUAAAAGAGUUCCCAGAAUAAUUUAUUGA
This is a messenger RNA of Moneuplotes crassus, 683 nucleotides long. NCBI's taxonomy places the organism in Eukaryota, Ciliophora, Spirotrichea, Euplotida, Euplotidae. The record is from the annotation of a GenBank genome assembly.